This is a messenger RNA of Chiroxiphia lanceolata (lance-tailed manakin), 1176 nucleotides long. It is a transcript of the gene IQCK, whose product is annotated as IQ motif containing K. The coding region runs from base 1 to 1110 and encodes 369 amino acids. The transcript has 11 exons. The record is from RefSeq and is a predicted model, not a curated record. Lineage: Eukaryota; Metazoa; Chordata; Aves; Passeriformes; Pipridae. Gene Ontology annotation, molecular function: protein binding.
AUGGGGGAAACAGAACUGCACAGAGCCCAGAAAAUACUGGCCUCCCCCCGGAGCCGCGGCAGCCCCUGCGCCCACCGACCCACCCCCACACCGCGGCCAGGGGGGUCCCCCCCGCGCCGCGCCCCGCUCCUGACCCCGUCCCCGCCCGUGCUGCCCGGGGAGCUCCCCGGGAGCGGCGCAUCCCGGCCGGGCCGUGCCCGGGGCGGCCCCGCCGACCCUCACCUGCCGCCGCCUCGUGCAGCGCCCUCCGCCCCGGAAGGGAACGCGCCGGGCCCGCCCCGCCCCGCGCGCGCCGCCGGAGCCGUUACCGCGGCAACGCGCGGGACGCGGCCCUGGCGGCGACGGGAGGGACAGACAGAGCCCGGAGGGACAGAGCCGGGAGAGACAGAGCCGGGAGAGACAGAGUCCUGCUCUGGGACGGGGACAGAGUAUGAAGCAGAACACCCUCAAUUUCCAGAUGUUCCUGAAUCAAAACAAGAAUCUGUGUCUUUGGGAGCAGGAAUAUUGCAGCCAUUAGACAUGGAACAAUUUAAUUCUGCCCCUGCAGCUGAUACUGUUGACCAACAGUUGCUUCCCAUAGUCGAGGAAGUCCCCUCUCCAGAACCACCUGACCCAAAAACAUGUUCUCCACGAGAAUACUUAGAGUUCUACAUAUUUCCAGUACUCUUACCUGGACUGGCUGAACUUCUGCAUGAAGCAGAGAAAGAAAAAUGUUUUGAGGGAAGAAGAACCAAAUUUAUUGCCUCUGAUUUCCUAACUGAGUGGUUAUACAACAUGAACCCAAAGAGGAAAGAUGAGCCAUUCACAGAAUUCUUUUCCAUUCCUUUUGUUAAGGACUGGCUUAAGGACCAUCCUAGGCCACCAAUUCCUCUAUCUCUGCUUCUAUCAGAAGAAGAAGCAAGCAUAAUAAUUCAGUCCUUCUGGAGAGGUUAUCGGGUCCGUUGUGACAGUGAAAUACAAGAGCUACGUCAGUGGCAAAAGAAGUGGAGAGAGGAGAAACACAUUAACAAAGUAGUGAAACAAUUCUGGACUAAGCAGGAAGCCAAAGUGGGAAGCACCUUGGAAGACUUGGAAGAACAUACCCCAGAUUAUUCAAUAUGUCAGCUUUAGUUUCCUCACUAACAUUGCAAAACACAAAGCUCAUGGACUAUAAACUAUGUGAUAUUGAUUUAGAAA